Molecule: messenger RNA, 672 nt
Organism: Puma concolor (puma)
Lineage: Eukaryota; Metazoa; Chordata; Mammalia; Carnivora; Felidae
Source: RefSeq, a predicted model, not a curated record
AUGGAAAACAAAGUGAGCCCCGCAAUCACCCAGCUUACUGCAAUGAAACUUUCCAGGCCUAAUGCAGAAAGACUAACUCAGGCAGAGGGUGUGGACUCCCAGAGUGGAGCAGAUGUAGCUGAAAGUCUACGCAGAUCUAGAAAGCUGGUGGUCAAAUUACUGGACAUUUUGUCCUAUUUUGUGACGGAUUAUGACCCAACCAUCGAGGAUUCCUACAUAAAGCAGUGUGUGAUAGAUGAGAGAGCAGCCCAGCUAGAUAUUCUGGAUACGGCAGAACAAGAAGAGUUUGGAGCUCUGAGAGAACAGUAUUUGAGAGCUGGCUAGGGUCUCCUGUUGGUCUUUUCAGUCACAGAUCGAGGCAGUUUUGAAGAAAUCUUCAAGUUUCAAAGACAGAUUCUCACAGUGAAGGAUCGUGAUGAGUUUCCAAUGAUUUUAACUGGUAAUAAAGCAGAUCUGGAUCAUCAAAGACAGGUAACACAGGAAGAAGGACAACAGUUAACACGACAUAAGGUAACAUACAUGGAGGCGUCAGCAAAGAUUGCGAUGAAUGUAGAUCAAGCUUUCCAUGAACGUGUCCGGGUUAUAAGGAAAUUUCAAGAGCAGGAAUGUCCUCCUUCACCAGAACCAACACGGAAAGAAGAAAAGAAAGGCUGCCAUUGUGCCUUUUUCUAA